Messenger RNA from Salvia splendens (bonfire salvia), 2046 nucleotides. RefSeq lists its product as uncharacterized. The coding region runs from base 1 to 2046 and encodes 681 amino acids. The transcript is spliced from 4 exons. The record is from RefSeq and is a predicted model, not a curated record. Gene Ontology annotation, molecular function: nucleic acid binding; zinc ion binding. NCBI's taxonomy places the organism in Eukaryota, Viridiplantae, Streptophyta, Magnoliopsida, Lamiales, Lamiaceae.
AUGAGUUCUAGGCCGUCUUCCUCAGGCUCUAAGCCAGGUAAGGGGAAGAAGAAAGCCCAGAAUGUUGUAGCACCAAAGAUAGCUAAGGGCAAAAAGAAACGGGUCAUGAACAAGAAGCAAAGUGGCAAGUGUUUCAAAUGCGACGAAAAUGGGCAUUGGAAGCCGGAUUGUCCUAAAAAGGCCAAUGGCUCAGGGUAUCCCAGUGGAACGAAAGGCUAUGAAUUCUAUAGUCUACGAGAUAAGAAGGUAUUUGUUAGCACAAAUGCUAAGUUCUUAGAAGAAGACUACAUGAUGAAUCAUAAGCCCAGCAGUGAAGUUGCUCUUGAGGAAAUAAGAGAUACUUCAGUUUCCACAAGCAAAGAACCAAUAACACAAGUACAAUCUAUACCAGAGAUAUCAACUUUUGUACCACAAAUUGUAGAGCCGCGUCGCAGUGGGAGGGUUCCCCGUGAACCAGAAAGAUACAUUGGUUUGGGUGAGUCAUCUGACUUAGACCCACACGGCAAUGUAUUAGACCCAUGGAACUUUAAAGAGGCGAUGGCAGAUUCAGAUAGUCAUUCCUGGAAAGAAGGAAUGGAUUCUGAACUACAAUCAAUGAUAGACAAAGAUGUUUAUGAUUUGUUAGUCCUACCUGAAGGUUGUACUGCCAUUGGGAGUAAAUGGAUUUACAAACGCAAACGAGGACCUAACGGACGAGUCAAAGUCUUCAAAGCAAGACUAUGCCCAGAUGAGAGCUGCGUGUACAAGAAAGUUGAAGGUAAGAAUGUAGUGUUUAUGGUACUCUACGUAGAUGACAUACUGUUGAUUGGAAACAGUAAGAAAAUGUUGUCAGACGUGAGAGAUUGGCUUUCAAGUCAAUUUGAGAUGAAAGAUAUGGGAGAAGCUGGACACAUCCUAAGCAUUAAAGUUCUUAGGAACCGCCAGAAAAGGAUGUUGUGCAUAUCUCAAGAAUCUUACAUCGAUACGAUAGUUAAACGUUUUAGUAUGCAAGAUUCCAAGAAAGGUUUUCUAUAUUUUAGCCAUGGAAUCACCCUGUCUCAGGAUAUGUGUCCCAAAACACCUAUUGAGAUAGAAGAUAUGAGAAGGAUCCCUUAUGCAUCGGCUGUUGGGAGUCUCAUGUAUGCUAUGUUAUGCACAAGGCCCGAUAUUUGCUUUGCCGUUGGCAUGGUAGCAAGGUAUCAGUCAAACCCUGGUCAAGGACACUGGAUUGCGGUAAAGAAAAUACUCAAGUAUCUGAGAAGAACUAAGGAGUAUUCUCUAGUUUACCAGGCAUCCGAGAUAUAUCCUUUGGGUUACACUGAUUCAGACUUUCAGUCUGAUCGGGAUUCGAGAAAAUCAACCUCUGGAUAUGUGUUUACUUUAGUAGGUGGAGCCAAGAAAUAUGUACUGGAUCUGUUGACAGAAACCGGGCUAUUAGAAUGCAAACCUGCAGAAAGCCCAAUGAUUCCAAACUAUGGAUUGAAAAUCGAAGAAGGAGCGAAGUUAGUUGACCGUGGGAAAUACCAGAGACUACUGGAAAAAUUGAUCUACCUUUCACAUACAAGGCCUGACAUUACCUAUGCAGUCGGUGUCGUAAGCCAAUUCAUGCAUAAGCCUCAAGAAGAUCAUAUGGAAGUUGCAUUGAGGAUAGUAAGGUAUCUAAAGGGAACUACAGGGUAUGGUGUGUUCCUAGAGAAAAAAGAAAACCUGGAAGUUGAUGGAUACACGGAUGCUGACUGGGCAAGCAACCCAAUUGAUAGAAGGUCGACAGGGGGGUAUUUUACCUUUGUAGGAGGCAACCUAGUCACUUGGAGGAGUAAGAAGCAAAACCUAGUGCAGCACGAUAGGACUAAACAUAUGGAAGUAGAUCGACACUUCAUCAAAGAAAUUCUCGAAGCCGGAGUCAUCGAAUUUCUGUUUGUAAAAUCUGAAGAUCAGCUUGCUGAUAUCCUCACUAAAGCAGUACAUCAUAAGGUAUUCCACGAAGUCUUGGGCAAGUUGAACAUCGGAAACACCGUUGCUCAACUUGAGGGGGAGUGUCAAACUAUACAAGGAAAUGAUUCAUAA